AAUCGUGCCAAGGGCAUUCCCGUAAUAAACCAUCCACCCACCCUCCCUUCUUCUUCCUCUUCCCCGACGAGGACCAACCCAUUUAAAGCCCUCGCACAUGGCCCCAGAUUCCCAACUCCCCACACCACCACUACACCUACUCUUUCUCUAAAUGGCCGCCACGCCGCCGUCCAAGCCCGAGGCCCUGCCCACCUACCUCGGCGUCAGCUUCGCGCUCUUCCUCGCCACCCUCCCGGGCGGCGCCUCCUCCGGCGCGCGCUACGUUGCGUCGCUGCAGUCGCGCGGGCGCCUGCUGGCGUCGCGCCUGCUCGCCGCCGAGGACCAGCUCCGCCAGCUGCGCGCGCGCCGCCGCGAGGACACCCGGGCCAACGCCCGCGCCGCCGAGAUCUUCGCGGGCCACCGCGCCGCCUGGAUGGAGGCCGAGCGCCGCCUCCUCGCGCGCGCUGCGGCGGCCGGAGACGAGGCCGCCGCGCUGCGGGCCCGCGCGGAGCGGCUCGAGCGCGAGGCCGCCGAGCGCGACGACCUGCUCAACGCGCUCCUCGCGGCUACGCGCCCCGACGCCCACGCCGACCUUCGCGGCGGCGAGGAGGAACAAGUACCCUACGCGCGGGAGGUGGAGCAGGACCCGUUGGGUCCAGCCGAGCUGUGUGGUGCUGAGACGACCGACGCUGAGGUCCUGGCUGCGGCCGCGGCUCUAUACACUCAGCAGCGGCAGAAGCACGAGGAUUUCGGCGACGAGUUCUACACGGCGGCGACGACGGCGUCGGGAAUGCCGCCUUGGAUGGAGCGAUCAAAAGGGUGGCAGGUGAGACGACAAAAGGACCUGAAGUAUGAUACAGUUGAGUCAAUGUACAACACAAAGCAUGCGGUACCACGGAGAGAAUCACCCUGGAAGGUAGACGUAGAAUCAUCAGGAGUUCCUGCAAAGCUUAGGUUGCUUGAGCAGGAAUUAGUUAACCUGGAAAAGGUUGUGAAUGGAGAUUUAUCCAAGAUCCCAUUGGUGAUGAGAAAACAAGUGAAAAGAUACCAAACUCUCGCUGGGAAAAUUGACGAUCUUUGCAAACGAAUGCAAACAAGUGACCCAUGUGAUUCAACACUUAGCUCAGAGUUCAGAACACAGCGGCAAACAGAAUUCUUGCUGGAAGCAUUCCACCUUCAGCACCGAGCAACUGAAACAAGGCAGAAGCUCAGCACACUGCAAGCAGAGACAGCAAAAGGCAGCUUUGGUGAUGAGCUAACAGCAGAAACCAAAAUGUGCACGAGAAGAGCUCUAAGUUCGAUUAGAAACAACUUCAAGGAAAUCCAGCGAAGUCUGGAGAUUUGGUUGGCAAGAAUUUUGGGAGACCUUGAGGGCAUGCUAGCAAGGGACGGGGCCUCACGCAUGAGGGAGUAUUUUCUGUCUCCGUAUGCUUCUGCUGUUCGAUGAGCGCUGGUGUCAUGGAAUGGUAAUCCUCCCCUCACAACUAUUAUAGUGACCACGUGAACACCCUGCACAGCCCAUUAGUGCACCCUCAGCAGGUAAAAUAUUGUAUUCAAGCUCAUGCUUAUGCCCCUUGGUCUUUAUGGACAUUCUUGCAAGCUUUAACAAAAUUGAAGAGAAGUGAUCUAAGACUAUACCAAAUUUUACAGGCAGAAAUAAUAAGUUUGAUCAUGUAGAAAUUUGCCCCUUUUUUCCCGUGGUAUCUAGUUUUGGCACAGAGUUUGGUCAUGUUCUAGAUCACUUCUCUUCAUACCGUAGGCAAGCUUGCAUGAAUUUGAGGUUCAGUGUAUGUUGCACAUGAUGCUAGCAGGCUACAUCAGAUAUAGACAUAGAUCUGUUUGCAGGCUCUGCAUCUCUGUAGUUCUUCAUUUGUUUAGGAGUUGUACAGCUGUAUGCUUAUGAUUCUGAUGGAUUCACUAAGAACACGUCUUGGAUGUACUAAACUGUAUUCUUGUUAGUUUAUGAUUGUUGAUGUAUGUGCAUUGUAACA
Messenger RNA from Phragmites australis (common reed), 1970 nucleotides. RefSeq lists its product as uncharacterized. The record is from RefSeq and is a predicted model, not a curated record. Bases 152 to 1426 code for a protein of 424 amino acids. NCBI's taxonomy places the organism in Eukaryota, Viridiplantae, Streptophyta, Magnoliopsida, Poales, Poaceae. The transcript has 4 exons.